AUGACACUUUACAACCACAGCCAUGUUAGUCCUACCACCUUCAUUCUGAUGGGCAUCCCAGGCCUGGAGGUCUCCCACUUCUGGAUCGCGUUCCCGUUCUGCUCCAUGUAUGUCAUGGCUGUCCUGGGUAACCUGGUUGUCCUGCUGGUAGUCUGGACAGAGCCAGGGCUGCACCAGCCUAUGUACCUCUUCCUCUGCAUGCUCUCUGCCAUUGAUUUGGUUCUCUGCACCUCCACAGUGCCCAGGCUCCUUGCUCUCUUCUGGGCAGGCACAGCUGAGAUCACCUUUGGUGCCUGUGCUACACAGAUGUUCUUCAUUCACGGCUUCUCAGCUGUGGAGUCAGGCAUCCUGCUGGCCAUGGCCAUUGAUCGGUAUGUGGCCAUCUGUCGUCCUUUACGCUAUGGUACCUUGUUGCCAUUGGGGACUGUAGGCUGUAUGGGUUUGGCUGCUGUAUUCCGGGGCCUUGGGCUCAUGACCCCACUAACCUGCCUCCUGGCAAGGCUGCAUUACUGUGGCCAGGUGAUUGCUCACUCUUACUGUGAGCACAUGGCUGUGGUGAAGCUAGCAUGUGAUGACACACGUGCCAAUAAUGUGUAUGGCAUCACUGCAGCUACGCUGGUUGUGGGUACUGAUUCCAUCUGCAUUGCACUCUCCUAUGCUCUCAUCCUGAGGGCAGUGCUAGCACUUUCCUCCAAGGAGGCACGAGCCAAGACCUUUGGGACUUGUGGUUCCCACCUUGGGGUCAUCCUGCUUUUCUAUACUCCGGGCCUUUUUUCUUUCUAUACCCAGCGGUUUGGGCAACAUGUACCACGCCAUGUGCAUAUACUCCUGGCUGACCUGUACCUUGUGGUGCCCCCUAUGCUGAACCCCAUUAUUUAUGGCAUGAAGACCAAACAGAUCCGGGAUGGAGCAUUGCGGUUGCUACAGAAGGGCCCAGUUCAGGCCUAA
Molecule: messenger RNA, 948 nt
Organism: Trichosurus vulpecula (common brushtail)
Lineage: Eukaryota; Metazoa; Chordata; Mammalia; Diprotodontia; Phalangeridae
Product: putative olfactory receptor 52P1
Exons: 1
Coding region: 1-948 (315 amino acids)
Biological process (GO): G protein-coupled receptor signaling pathway
Cellular component (GO): membrane
Molecular function (GO): olfactory receptor activity; G protein-coupled receptor activity
Source: RefSeq, a predicted model, not a curated record